AUGGUACUUCCCGUAAUCAUAAUAGGGGUCGCCGUACUAAAAGUCGUCCUCCCGGCUUCUAUCGCGGUGGUUUUUUCAAGCCGACGGGACAUGAAAAAGAUGCGAGAUGACUUGGAAAAGAUGCAUGAUGACUUGAAAAAGAUGCAAGAUUGCUUGAAAAAGCAAUAUGCCUGGAACCAAGGCAUCCCUCCAGAGAUAAGGCCAACCAGAGAGCAACGUGAAAAGGCCGAGCCUAUGCUCGAAGACCCUAGCAAAUCUUUUUACCAUUUCGCUGUCGCUGGACAUGCUGGUACUGGGAAAUCUUCUUUAGUCAAUGCUUUCCGAGGUUAUAAAGAUAAGGAUAAAGGUGCGGCCAAAGUUGGCAUCAAUGAGACAACUAUGGACAUAAAGCGAUAUCCGGACAGAAGCUCAAUAUUCAAGAACUUUGUCUGGUACGAUAUUCCAGGUGCAAAUAGAUUGUGGCUUUUUAUUUUUGACUUUAUUAUCGUGUGUUGGAAAGACCGAAUCAUGGAGAUUGACAUACAAACCCUCACAUCAUGUGAAAAGAUGGAAGUACCUAUACCUACCUUCCUUGUUCGGACAAAUUCCCAAACACAUAUCCAUUGCCUAAAAUUAAGCGAGGAGAUAACAAAAGAAGAAGCAAAGGAAAAGCUUAUAAAAGAGACAAGCGAAACUGUCAAAAAAACCCUCCAAGCCUGCAAUUAUAAUGAUCCGAACAAGAAGGCUUAUAUCAUCGAUAGAUUUAUCUUGGGCAAAGUAGUUUCAGAUCUUACGGAGAAGUUCCGUUCGAAAAAGGAUAUUAUUACUGAUGAUGAUAUUCGUGAAAUGGCAGAAAAUGUAGAAGGCGCAAUCGACGAAGGUGAUCUUUUAAUAGACUUGUUGAGAACAGCUAAAGAACGUCGUCGUUAA
This is a messenger RNA of Paraglomus brasilianum, 909 nucleotides long. NCBI's taxonomy places the organism in Eukaryota, Fungi, Glomeromycota, Glomeromycetes, Paraglomerales, Paraglomeraceae. The record is from the annotation of a GenBank genome assembly.